GCGGGGCUAUAGAGGGCGGGGCUUCGAGGGGCCGUCGCGUCACCUGACCGCGGGAGGCUCCGCGCGCGGAUGGUGCUGAUUGCUGCAGGUCCAAGGGAGUCGCCAUGCCCACGACCCAGCAGUCACCUCAGGACGAGCAGGAGAAGCUCCUGGAUGAAGCGAUCCAGGCUGUGAAGGUGCAGUCGUUCCAGAUGAAGAGAUGCCUGGACAAGAGCAAGCUCAUGGACGCCCUGAAGCACGCCUCGAACAUGCUCGGAGAGCUCCGGACUUCCAUGCUGUCGCCGAAGAGCUACUACGAGCUCUACAUGGCCAUCUCUGACGAGCUGCACUACCUGGAGGUCUACCUGACGGACGAGUUCGCCAAAGGACGGAAGGUGGCCGACCUGUACGAGCUGGUGCAGUACGCGGGCAACAUCAUCCCCCGGCUGUACCUGCUGAUCACGGUCGGAGUGGUGUACGUCAGGUCGUUCCCGCAGUCCCGGAAGGACAUCCUGAAGGACCUGGUGGAGAUGUGUCGUGGUGUGCAGCACCCCCUGCGGGGCCUCUUCCUCCGCAACUACCUCCUCCAGUGCACCCGCAACAUCCUGCCUGACGAAGGGGAGCCUGCCGAUGAGGAGACAACCGGCGACAUCAGCGACUCCAUGGACUUCGUGCUGCUCAACUUCGCCGAGAUGAACAAGCUGUGGGUGCGGAUGCAGCACCAGGGCCAUAGCCGGGACCGUGAGAAGCGGGAGCGCGAGCGGCAGGAGCUGAGGAUCCUGGUGGGCACAAACCUAGUGCGCCUCAGCCAGCUGGAGGGCGUCAACGUGGAGCGCUACAAGCAGAUCGUCCUGACGGGCAUCCUGGAGCAGGUGGUCAACUGCAGGGACGCCCUGGCGCAGGAGUACCUCAUGGAGUGCAUCAUUCAGGUGUUCCCGGACGAGUUCCACCUGCAGACUCUGAACCCCUUCCUGCGGGCCUGCGCAGAGCUCCACCAGAACGUGAACGUGAAGAACAUCAUCAUCGCCCUCAUCGACAGAUUAGCUCUGUUUGCUCACCGAGAAGACGGACCCGGAAUCCCAGCGGAUAUUAAGCUCUUUGAUAUAUUUUCACAGCAGGUGGCCACAGUAAUACAGUCCAGACAAGACAUGCCCUCGGAGGACGUCGUGUCCCUGCAGGUCUCCCUCAUCAACCUCGCCAUGAAGUGCUACCCCGAGCGCGUGGACUACGUGGACAAAGUUUUGGAGACGACAGUGGACAUAUUUAACAAGCUCAACCUCGAACACAUCGCCACCAGCAGCGCGGUGUCGAAGGAGCUCACGCGGCUCCUGAAGAUCCCCGUGGACACCUACAGCAACGUCCUGACGGUGCUGAAGCUGAGGCACUUCCACCCGCUCUUUGAGUACUUUGACUACGAGUCCCGCAAGGGCAUGAGCUGCUACGUGCUGGGCAACGCGCUGGACCACGGCACGGAGGUCGGCUCUCAGGACCAGGUGGACUCCAUCAUGAACCUGGUGUCCACGCUGAUUCAGGACCAGCCGGACCAGCCCGUGGAGGACCCUGACCCGGAGGACUUCGCCGACGAGCAGAGCCUCGUGGGCAGGUUCAUCCACCUCCUCCGGUCCGAGGACCCCGACCAGCAGUACCUGAUUUUAAACACGGCACGGAAACACUUCGGAGCUGGCGGGAACCAGCGCAUCCGCUUCACGCUGCCGCCCCUGGUGUUCGCGGCCUACCAGCUGGCCUUCCGCUACAAGCAGAGCUCCAGAGUGGAUGACAAGUGGGAGAAGAAAUGCCAGAAGAUCUUCUCCUUUGCCCACCAGACCAUCAGCGCCCUGAUCAAGGCCGAGCUGGCCGAGCUGCCCCUGCGGCUCUUCCUCCAAGGGGCUCUGGCCGCCGGGGAGAUCGGCUUCGAGAAUCAUGAGACCGUAGCCUAUGAAUUCAUGUCCCAGGCCUUCUCCCUCUACGAGGACGAGAUCAGCGACUCCAAGGCCCAGCUGGCAGCCAUCACCCUGAUCAUCGGCACCUUCGAGAGGAUGAAGUGCUUCAGUGAAGAGAACCACGAGCCCUUGAGGACGCAGUGCGCUCUUGCGGCGUCCAAACUUCUGAAGAAGCCCGACCAGGGCCGCGCCGUGAGCACCUGCGCCCACCUCUUCUGGUCCGGGAGGAACACGGACGGGAACGGGGAGGAGCUGCACGGAGGCAAACGGGUGAUGGAGUGCCUGAAGAAGGCGCUCAAGAUCGCCAACCAGUGCAUGGACCCCUCGCUGCAGGUGCAGCUCUUCAUCGAGAUCCUCAACAGAUACAUCUACUUCUACGAAAAGGAGAGCGACGCGGUCACGAUCCAGGUGUUGAACCAGCUUAUCCAGAAGAUCCGAGAAGACCUCCCCAACCUGGAGUCCAGCGAGGAAACGGAGCAGAUCAACAAGCAUUUCCACAACACGCUGGAGCACCUGCGCCUGAGGCGGGAGUCGCCCGAGUCCGAGGGGCCCAUCUACGAAGGCCUCGUCCUUUGAGGGGGCCCACCGCCCUUCCUCGCACAUCCACGGAGGGUUUCAUGACACUAGGCCUCCCUCCCAUAGAUCGUGCCUUCCGGAAAUGCCGAGGCAGGUUUCCCAUUUCUGACCUGUGGUGUGUUACACCCAGCACCUCCGGACUCUCACCUUCAAGACCUUAAUAAAGUUCCUCACUUCAUUAGCGUUCAGGCCCUCCGGUCGCCCGAAGUAGCAUGGUCGAUUUGCUCUUUAAAAAAUUCCUGUGCUCUCUUAAGGAAAAGAAAAAACCCAAACAAAUCCUUAAAAACCACUUCUCAUGGCUACUAGUGAAGCUCUCCUCCCUUCCUUCCUGUUUCGUUCCACUGUUGGUCCUGUAACUUCCUUCCCUGCGAGGGAGCGCUAACCCGGAAGUGUCUGUCUCAGUUCCCGCGUCCAGUUUGCGAUUAAUUUAGAAGAAAGGAUUACGGUAUGUGGAAUUCAGCUCGGGCUUUUCCCUAAAUGCAGAGUAAGGCCAUGUACAAUAUUUUCCCUGAAACUAGAAUAUAUUAAUGCAUGUUUGGGAGUGUUAAAGCACCGUGGUCAAAGCCAGAAGCUAUAUUUUGCAUAUUUGGACUCAGCCACCCAGUAAGAAUCUAUGUUGUUCUCUUGACAUAUUUAUCAAAAUAAUUUUUGUUCUUAAUAGUAUAAAAUAGAAAAUUUGUGAUCUAUAUAAUUUAUGUAUAACCUUCAUUAUUGUAAAUUUAGGGGGAAAUGCAUCAUCCAAUUAUGAUUUUUUUUUGCACCAGUGAAAAUAAAGUUGCUUUUAACAACGGU
This is a messenger RNA of Artibeus jamaicensis (Jamaican fruit-eating bat), 3287 nucleotides long. RefSeq names its product VPS35 retromer complex component (gene VPS35). Gene Ontology annotation, biological process: retrograde transport, endosome to Golgi; intracellular protein transport. The record is from RefSeq and is a predicted model, not a curated record. NCBI's taxonomy places the organism in Eukaryota, Metazoa, Chordata, Mammalia, Chiroptera, Phyllostomidae. The coding region runs from base 105 to 2495 and encodes 796 amino acids. Gene Ontology annotation, cellular component: retromer, cargo-selective complex; retromer complex; late endosome. The transcript is spliced from 17 exons.